GCCACACAGGAGAAGAGAGCCAAGAAGGUCUGAAGCAGUCAGCAGCCAGUCAAGUCAAACAGGCCCCAAGCCCAGCCUCAUCUCCACGGCAACAUGAAGACCCUGGUCCUUCUCAGCAUCUGUGGCCUCCUGACCGUCUGCUGGUCAACAGGAGUGGUGGAGCCUGAGGCGGUGGAUGAUCCUGAUCUGGACGACGCUGGCGAAGCAGCCCCUGAUGUGGCAGACCCCUCCGCCGCCCCCGACGCCGAUACACCUUCGUCUUCCGAAUCCGAUUCCCCGUCGGACUCCUCUUCCUCUUCAUCCUCAUCAUCGUCAUCGUCAUCUGAAUCCUCAGAGUCAGACUCGGCCGCCUCUGACUCGUCGUCCUCCUCCUCCUCCUCCUCCUCCUCCUCUUCGUCCGAGUCCUCCUCCUCUGAGGUCACGGGCGCUCCUGCCCUCGCUGAAGCUCCCCAGGUGAUUAUGAAGAGGGACCUAGCCGCCGUUCUCCUGAGGAGGAGGAGAGCCACCAGCACACUCAGCCCUCUCCAGACAGAAAGCCUGAGGGAAGUGUGUGAGCUGCACGACGGCUGUGACGAGAUGGCGGAGACCGAGGGCAUCGUCGCUGCGUACACCGCCUACUACGGACCUGUGCCCUUCUAGGAGGAGCCAGGACCCUCGCUCCAUUGUUGCUGUAUGAACUGUAGUUAAUAAAAUCGGCACAGGGUGGCGCAACCACCACUCCCCCUCGUGGUCAGAAAAGGAACAGCACGUAUGGCUUUUGGUGAUCAGCACAGAAAUAUAUCUACUACUCUGAAUAAUAUAUCGUAGUAGGAAUACGUAUGGCUUGGAAUUAGAAAGUAUUCUGGAAUGAGUGAAAAGGCCAUUAAGGGUGUGUGAAAGUGUGUUGCAGUCCACUCAAAUGUAUAUUAUUCUAAACAAAUGUAAAUUGCAAAGUAUGGUGCUAUAAACGCUGCAGAUGUUUGUAUUAUAAUGUGUUGAUAUUUUUGAUACGGUGUUAGAAUAGCUUUAGUGAGUCAGUCUAUAGAGGAGAAGAAACGCUAGAAUUAGUGCUUAUCAAUUUGUAAAUGUUAGUAGUGCAGUAGUGUAAAGUGUAAGUAAAAUGCAAAUCAAAUGUCUUGUAAUGACUGUGAUACAUUUGGAAUUGAGAUGUUGUAAUAUUUCAUUGACAUUUGGAAAAAUACUGAUGUUGAUAUUACUCAAUAAAUAUGACUAAAAUCAAAAGUAUUUAGA
Molecule: messenger RNA, 1230 nt
Organism: Gadus chalcogrammus (walleye pollock)
Lineage: Eukaryota; Metazoa; Chordata; Actinopteri; Gadiformes; Gadidae
Gene: bglapl
Product: bone gamma-carboxyglutamate (gla) protein, like
Exons: 4
Coding region: 94-639 (181 amino acids)
Biological process (GO): response to vitamin K; regulation of cellular response to insulin stimulus; osteoblast differentiation
Cellular component (GO): extracellular region
Molecular function (GO): structural constituent of bone; hydroxyapatite binding; calcium ion binding
Source: RefSeq, a predicted model, not a curated record